Messenger RNA from Gasterosteus aculeatus aculeatus (three-spined stickleback), 2960 nucleotides. RefSeq names its product empty spiracles homeobox 3 (gene emx3). NCBI's taxonomy places the organism in Eukaryota, Metazoa, Chordata, Actinopteri, Perciformes, Gasterosteidae. The record is from RefSeq and is a predicted model, not a curated record. Gene Ontology annotation, cellular component: nucleus. Gene Ontology annotation, molecular function: DNA-binding transcription factor activity, RNA polymerase II-specific; RNA polymerase II cis-regulatory region sequence-specific DNA binding. Gene Ontology annotation, biological process: central nervous system development; brain development; regulation of transcription by RNA polymerase II.
CCUCCGUCUCUCCGCUCGAGUCACUUUGACUGACAGAGCCUCUCGGCUCCAGACUCCAGCGCGAGGCGGCAGGAGACACCGACCGGGACGCUGCGACCGGAGAUCUAUAAACGCACGACCCGCCGCACGGAGCGGACUCCGCAGAGGACCCGCCCCGCACGCACAGGUGAGCGGAAGACCGGCUCCACCAGGUGCGACUAGGUCCGCAUCGUGUUCUUACGCACGGGGACUCUCGGGGAGAGUUAUGGCUCUCGGGGGGGCACCGGGACUCUGAGCGCCCCUCAGUCCGAGCAACCGGACUAACUGGACGCCGACUGGUUCACAACUUCAGCAUCUCCCUCCUCCGCGCGGCUCCAGGACCCAUCAUGUUCCACCACAGCAGCGGCAAGAAAUGCUUCUCCAUCGAGUCCCUGGUCGGGAAGGAGGCGAGCAGCCGCGGCCCCGGAAGCACCGGAGGCGCCGGCUCCGGGGAAGAACCCAUCCGGCCCACGGCGCUCCGGUUCUCGGAGUCCCUGCACCCCGCCGCCUCCGGGGUCUUUGGCUCCUGCUUCCAGGGGAGCGGCGGGAGGACUUUGUACUCGACCGGGCCAGACGUGGUGCUCCAGGAGCCCGGGGCGCACGGCCACGGCGGCCUGCCGCUGCACCCGCUGCAGCUCCCCCCGCAGGGCUUCUUCAGCCCGCAGCACCGGGAGGCGCUGGGCUUCUACCGGGUGCUGCGGAGCCGGUACCUGGGCCACCGCUUCCAAGGAGAGGACAGCAGUCCUGAGAACCUGCUGCUCCAUGGCCCGUUCUCCAGGAAACCCAAACGGAUCCGGACGGCCUUCUCGCCGUCCCAGCUGCUCCGACUGGAGCGAGCCUUCGAGAAGAACCACUACGUGGUCGGAGCGGAGAGGAAGCAGCUGGCCAGCGCGCUGUGUUUGACGGAGACGCAGGUGAAGGUCUGGUUUCAGAACCGCAGGACGAAGCACAAGCGUCAGAAGCUGGAGGAGGAGUCUCCUGAAGCUCAGCAGAAGAGGAAGGGAAGCCAGCACAUCAACCGCUGGAGAGCAGCCACGCAGCAGCCGGGGGGCGGUGGGGGGGAGGACGUGGACGUCCUCAGUGAGGACUAGAGACUCACACGCACACAGACACACACACAGAUACACACGCCCAAUGACACACCUUUAGAGAACUCAUGUGAACAGGAUUAGCUCAUUCAGCAAAUCGGGUCCAAAUAACGGAUUCAACUACAGCUGACAUUCAUGAGCCUUUCAGAGGAAAACAUUUCAUUUAAAGACACUGAACGCACCACGAGGCCACCUUUAGACCCCCCCCCACACACACACACACACACACCGGCAUCAACACACCACACAAACGGGACUCACCUUCCCUGGAACUGACGGAUGUCCCUGAAGGCAUCACACUCUUGCAAACAGCAGGAGGUCCAAACUGUCCCGUUAAAGACGUCACUGAAACUCUGGAGAGGAUCUAAACAAUGACGCCUCGUACUUUCCUUUCCUCUCGAGGAGGAACCGGAGUCGCAGCUGCUGACUUUUUGGUGCCAAACGAAGCCAGCAUUGCUCAAAUAAAAUAGAAAUAAAGUGAGAGGAGAAGCUGGUUUCUGAGCUUCUGUUCGCAGCAGACGGCGAGAAAAUCUGCUCGGCCGAGAAAGACGAGUCUGAAGGAGGAGAGCGAGAAGAAUUCCCCUCAAACACAUCGACUGGGUAGAAAAGCAAAGCUUUGUGGUCGCGGCCCGCUGACUCACAACCAGGAGGUUUUGCACCCUGAAAAACGUCCUCUGAGUUUGAGGCAGAAGUGCUGCGGGCGGUCUGGAUCAUGUGAUCACAUCUAAUAUGAUUUACAUCCUCACAAAUAACCCCACAUACUCUAACGUCCAUUAAUACAUUUUAAAAAGGCUACUCAGCAACAGCGCUAGUUAGUGUUAGCAUUUAGCCUGCCAGCUGUUAGCUAGCUCACUUACUUCCUCCCACGAGACGCGCACAUGAAUCUCGAUGUGCAUUUAAUUAUAAUUACACCAGAAUGAAGAAGAAUUGGUACCAAAUAUUAAAUGGAACUUGUUUGAAUCCAACAGCAGUUUAGUCGAACUAAUUGUCUAAUUUAAAUGCUAAGAGAUCUUUAGUAAGAGCGGCCAUGUUGUUACAGAGGAAAGGAUUGCUUACAUUUAUUAAACAUUUAACGUUGAGUGCAGACAUCUAAUAUUGGCAUUCAUCCUUUUUCAGGUUCUAAACGCUUUACAAGUUUUAAAAAAAGCCAGAUUUUACAGUUAAGCAACAAAACAAAAGGAACGUUACAAAAGAUGUAGAAGAAACCUCAUGUCCGUCUGUUAAUGUGGUCCCACUUCCUGUUUGUGGCUCUGCUCCGAGCUCAUUGGUCACUGUAGUUUUUAUAAAAAACAGGAGGAAUAAUACAUUUUUUGGGGACUAUUUUCAGCAGUGGGUUGAUCUACAUUUAAGCCUUUUUUCACUUGAGUUUGCUGGCAAAAAGCUAAAUAUAAAAGACUCCUGCAGGAGCCUUACAGCGGCUGCCCUGCUCAGCGGCACUGCGGCAGAACCAGAAACCAGCAGAUCCAGGAGCCGCUUGAACGUUUCCUUCUGCUGGGUCAUUGUUUUCUCUUUGGUUGUGUUUUUGGACUUUUUGGAAGAAUGUAGGUAUUUAUGUGAAAUUCUAUGCAUCUGUUGUGUACAUAAUAAUAAUAAUGACGAUGACGAUGAUGAUGAUGAUGAUAAUAAUGUGUGGACUGUUUGUUUUGCCCACUGCGUCCGUUCAUCUGUCUGUUUCUUCUUCACGGACAGAUUUGCCUCAUCAUCUUAUGUAGCACUUCUUCUUAGUCAAAUCUAUUUUUUCAUCGUUUUAGGAUGGAAGGCACUAACUGUACGGCGUUUCCUCUCACACAGACAACAGGCGCUUUGUUCUUCCUGUGUUCAUGUUGGAAACAAAUAAACUGAGAUGAAAUCAAA